This is a messenger RNA of Pangasianodon hypophthalmus (striped catfish), 3836 nucleotides long. It is a transcript of the gene fndc7a, whose product is annotated as fibronectin type III domain containing 7a. The coding region runs from base 914 to 3367 and encodes 817 amino acids. Gene Ontology annotation, molecular function: protein binding. The record is from RefSeq and is a predicted model, not a curated record. The transcript has 14 exons. Lineage: Eukaryota; Metazoa; Chordata; Actinopteri; Siluriformes; Pangasiidae.
AUAAGCAUUGGGCGUAGCCAACACAACAAUUUGGAAUAUCUUGAAAAAGAGAAAAGAAAAGAAACCAGUAAAAACACCCAGACAUCGAACAAGUUGGUCAUGAAAAACAAGAGUGUCUCGAAUGGGCUCACUAAUCAUUAAUAUGUUGACUUGACAAAGCCAACGUACUGUUCUGCUGAAAAUGUCACUAUUGUUAUCUCACAUACUUUAAUAUUAUUAUUAUUAUUAUUAUUAUUAUUAUUAUUAUUAUUAUUAUUAUUAUAUUGCCUUGACAAAGCCAACAUACUGUUCUACUUGAAAAAGAGAAAAGCAAAGAAACCACUAGAAACAACCAGACAUCGAACAGGCUGGUCAUGGAAAACAACAGCAGUUGAUGACAGAAGCAUUGUGAGAAAUACCCAAAAACAGCAGUCAUUGACAUCGCCAACAAAGGUAUCACAAAAUCACAAAAAAAUUCGCCUUGCCUUUCCAAUACUUUCAGAGGGGACUGUAAAUGGUCAUUUAGUGAAUCGCUGUUUGUGGGAACAUAUGCAGCGUCUCAGCAAGCCAGUAGAUUUUCAUUUUAAACCAUCUGCCUCCUGGACUGAACCUUGGCUAGUCAAGAAGUUACUAUACUAAAACAACAUGUAGAAAGGUGAUUUACACCUGUUUUACAUAAUGUCUAGUGUACUAGUAUUUAAUGCGACUUGGAACGUAUGCCCCAUGCACCUCCACCUGUGCGUAGGCUGUAUGAAUUGAGCUCAGUGUACAUUUCCCCGAGUGUCAGAGGGAAGCAGGACACAAUGUCGAUAGAACCUGCACAGUAAGGAGGAGCUAAAGACAUUAUAGUGUGUACCCUCACAACUAGUAGGACAAACACCAGUAAGCGUCAACGUGCCCCAAGACAGCGAGCAGAUUGCUUAGAAUCGAAGAUAUGGGAUCGGAAGAUUUGCGUUUAUUAACAAUAAUCUUAAUGAUCAUGUGCACAUCGAAGAUGUGUGCGGGGCAAAACGACAUAACUGUGUCCGUUUUCACCGUCACGUCUAAAAGUAUGACGGUUCUCUGGAGCGGACAGUCUGACGCGAGCUCCUUCAAUGUGACCGCCACACCGAAAAACUCGCGUGAGCAGCCCGUGUUCACGCAGUUCAGCAGCAGCACGGUAAUGGGCUCCGUGAACUCACUCUCCCCGAACACGGUGUACACGAUGCGUGUGGAGUCUAUGAACAGCUCCGUGAACGUACUCAGCAGCGCCGAGACCGAGGAGACAACGGCACCCGAGGUUCCUUCCAUUGUGCAGGCCUACUCCAAACACAGCGACAGCAUCACAGUGGAAUUUCGCGAGGUGUCAGGUGCCACGGCAUACAUCCUGCGGGCAGAGAACAAUGACGGAUUCUUUUCAGAGAGUGUGGUGUAUAGCUCGCCAGGUACCAUACUCAACCUGAGGGCCUACACCAAUUAUACACUUAGUGUCAUGUCAAGGAACAGUGGUGGCCGUAGCCAGCCCUCAUGCCCAGUCUAUGCCAGGACAGUGGUUGUAGCCCCAGCACUGCGCUCUGUGUCACCCACUGAGGACAGUAUUGUGGUGAGCUGGGAUCCCGUGGAACAUGCAGUUCAGUAUACACUGUGUGUCAUCAUGGAGGAAUCAGAUGCCCUGUUCAAGGUCAAUACCUCCCAGACCAACAUGACAUUCAGCAGUCUAGAUCCAGGGGUCACUUACUGCAUCAAAGCCACAGCCUGGGACCCCAAUAGCAUCCCUGGAGAUGACAUUACCAUCUAUCAGAUCACCCGUCCCCCUGUUCCUGCAGGUGUGCAGGUUUCACUGACCCUGGAGAGAAUCAUGGGACUAGCUGUAUAUUGGGAGGCUGUGCGUGGUGCAAGUCUCUACUUUGCCCUGAGCUCUAUGGGGCAGAACUGUACCUCCAUGGGAGACCCGUUCUGCAUCAUCAGCCCUAUAGGAUGCAGUGAGAACCACACACUCACCGUCAUGGCUGAGAACCAAGCUGGCCCCAGCAGCCCAUCCCAGCCAAAGGACCUGCUCACCUUCCCAUGCCCUCCAGUCUCAGUGGAGGUAGAUGAGCCCUCUGUAGGGAACUGCUCCGUGACAUGGACCAGGGUUCCAUGGGUGGAGUACUACAUGGUGUACAUAAACAGAGAUGAUGGAGCAGAGGAGCAGUGCAACACCACCAACACCAUCUGCUAUUUCCACUGCGACUGUGGCUACACCUACAUGACUACUGUAUUUGUCUACAAUGUGGCUGGUGCCAGCCCUCCAGGACCAAUUCUCAACUACACCACUGUCCCCUGCUGUCCACAGAAUGUUUAUGUCUCUCUUGUUUCGACGGAGACACUGGAGGUCACAUGGCCAGCAGUGCGUGGAGCAGAUCUGUAUGAGACUGUGGCGGCAGAUGGAUCAGACACACUGCACUGCACUGACACCGUGCCCAUAUGUGCCCUGUCUGACCUUACCUGCAACAGCCUGUACAGUGUUGUAAUCAGACCCUGCGGUGAGAUACGUGGCUGCAACAAUACCUGCACACCAAAAACACAGGAAACAGCCCCAUGUGCUCCUGAGAUCCUGAACCUCACCCAGGUGAGCAGAUCUGCUGUGCAGGUAUCAUGGAGGGCUACCAACAAACAAGCCAACUACACAGUGAAUGCUUUUGGCAGUGCCAGCACCCUUACUUGCUCAUCCACCAAUACUUCUUGUGGUAUCACCAACCUACCUUGCGGGGAUACUUAUGAGGUCAGCGUAUACGCCACCACCACUGUGGGGCAUAGUUUGCCCAGCUAUAGCAUCACUAUGGAAACAGGACCCUGCUGUCCCGAGACUCUCAGUGUGGAACAGGUGACACAGUCCAUGACCAGUGUGAAGUGGUCAUCCUCCAAGGGAGGCUGGUCUUAUGUCACCUCGCUGUCAUCAUCACGAGGUCAUGCAAAGUGCCAUACCAUGGACACACACUGCUUAAUGGGAUGCAUCACAUGUGGCACCAACUACAACGUCUCAGUGGAGGCCAUGAGCAUUACGGGACACCAGUCCUUAUGCAACUAUCACGGCUUUUCUUCCAGCACUUGUUGUCCUUCUGGUGUGAGGCUGUACCGAAUGGUCAAUAACACACUUCGUGUGUCCUGGAGAGGUUCAGAUAGUGUCAAUGGGUACUCAGCUGAACUUUCCAGCAACAGCGCCAACUACACAUGCAGGCCAGUGCUGGGUGUCAGCUCAUGUGACAUAGACAGUGUACUGUGUGGUGACACCUACAGUGUGGUGGUUGCACCACUCACACUCCAAGGUUCCAAAGUCUUAUUCUGCCCCAGGAGACUAUACUCUGUUUCCUGUGUUGGCAACAGUGUUGGAAUGGUUAUUUAUCGUGGAAAAAGGAGUGUGGAUUAGCAGCUUCCAUUUUAAGGGUCUCUCUGUCAAUUGAGAGGCCAUUGAGAAAAUGAGAAAAGGAGAAGAAAAACUUUAAAGAGUAGGAAUAUAUACUUAUAUUAUACAUAGUUUCCUUUAUACUGUAUACCAAGGAUUAAUGGAAUAGAUUAUCAAAUGUUAAAAAUUAUAUAAUUUGCCAUUACCCUCUUUGUGUUGGCAUACCAUAUUUAGAUAAAUGUAUUUAUAAAGUGGCAGGCAAUUUAGCAGUGAACUAUACUAUGAAUGUCUGUUCAUAAUUACUGUUAUUGUAUCUGGAUAAAAUAUUUGAAAGAAAAUAUUUGAACUCCACCAAAAUAUAAAUCUUUAAAACAAGUAUAAAUGUGUCUCGGAUGUGGGUUAUAUGUGGGUGACAGUAAGUUCUGAGACAUGAAUGUGAUUUUGAUUAUGUACAAGAUAGUUUAUAUAUGUUGAUGGCUUACUGCCAACAAUA